Trypanosoma theileri is the source of this 1983-nucleotide messenger RNA. Its product is annotated as CCR4-NOT transcription complex subunit 3. Gene Ontology annotation, biological process: regulation of DNA-templated transcription; nuclear-transcribed mRNA poly(A) tail shortening. The coding region runs from base 1 to 1983 and encodes 660 amino acids. The transcript has a single exon. NCBI's taxonomy places the organism in Eukaryota, Euglenozoa, Kinetoplastea, Trypanosomatida, Trypanosomatidae. The record is from RefSeq and is a predicted model, not a curated record. Gene Ontology annotation, cellular component: CCR4-NOT core complex; P-body; nucleus.
AUGGCAAACAGUAAAAAAACGCAACAAGAGAUUGAUCGUCUGGUACGACGUGCACAGGAUGGCGUUGAGAGUUUUGAUGACUUGUAUGAUAAGUACCUUAAAGCCGGAUCUCAAACAUUAAAGGAGCGAUUUGAAGGUGAACUCAAGAGGGAAAUCAAAAAGGUGCAGCGAUUCCGUGAGAAUAUUAAGGUAUUUAUUUCCAAUCCGGAGGUGAAGGACACUAAAAUGCUUGAAACAUCUCUGAAGAGCAUAGAGGAAAGAAUGGAACUCUUCAAGACAUGCGAACGUGAAACCAAGACAAAGGCAUUCAGUAAAGAAGGACUCGCUGCCGGUUCUCCAAAUGAAACACUUCAAGCUCAGAGAGAGACUUCUUUAAAGUCCACAAUGGAAGAUAUGCGAAAACAGAUUGAUAUUCUUGAGUAUGAUCUGGAACGAGAUGCACGCGGUCAUAAUAGUGGACGAACUACGAAGGGUACUCCCUCUGCUGUUCUUGCGCGUAUGCGAAAGUUGAAGUUUCACUUAGACAAACUUGAGUUAGUACUCAAGGCAGUAACAAACGGAAGUGCGGAUCUUGACCGUGUACGUGAUAUUGAAGGGACGAUGCAGCGACUUUUACAGAAUGAAACGAAUAGCGAUGAGGAGGACGAAGAUGAGGAUGAAGAAGAAGAGAACCUUUACAGUGGAUUUGAUCUGGAGGAUAGCCGUACUCAAGAGAAGCGUCGCAGUGGAGGAGGAGGAGGAGCAGAUGAGGAUUCGGCAAUUCUUUCCGGUUCUGCGCAGGAUCUAGGUAAGAAAACCCCGGGCUCCGGGUCCAUCCCAACAGCCUCCACCUCCGCCAUCACGAGUACAUCGGCGAAGAAGACAACACCACCAACAACCGUCAGUAAAUCUGAUUCCGUGAAAAGACUCUCCACAACACAACCAAGCCCAAAAACACAAACACCGGGAGGUGGUAAUACUUCCAUCUCUUCUACAUCUGGUGGGAAACCAAUUUCAAGUAGAGAUAUGCAAAUGGAUAUGUGGGAUGAAAAUGAAGAUUUAUUGGAUGAUGAAAUGGAUAAGGCAAAUGCCGAUACCUUUGGGGAUGAUGCGAUGGAGUUAACAGGUACGGGUUCGUUAGCGGAUAUGGCGAAAGCCACCGCCACUUUACCAAGAAUGGGUGAUUGGGAAAAAGGACGUCCGGCAAGUCUUGCCUCACCUCCUUCAACAACUAUGAAAACACAAACAAAUGAACAAACCGUACAACCACCAGUCUCUGCAGCAACGACUGCCGCCACAACAACCACUACUACACAAGCCGUAAAAGCGGCUAAUACUACGACUACGACUAUUACUGCUACUGCUGGUGCUACCCCUACUGCCAAUACUGCUGCUGUUUCCCCACGGACAACAAAAUCAAUGGCCACAACACCACCAGCAGCGACAGCCACUGCUUCUCAACGUGCUUCUGAGCAGAAACAGCAAACCACUGCGAAUUCCUCAUCUACUGCUGUUGCGGGUGCUACUAAUACUACUACGGCAAGUUCGAAUCAAACCGCUAUAAGUUACGAUAAGAAUAUAAUGCUUGACCUUGUUGAUAUGUCUUUAGCCAAUUUACCUCACACACAAGAUGUCGACCGACAGCGUCCUUUUGAGCCAUCUAAUCCUACUGUAUGUCCUUCUUAUUACCCACAACAGGUACUCCCGGCGUUGGCAUCCCCAGACAUCUACCGUGAGUUUGAGCUGGAGACACUCUUCUUCAUCUUUUAUUAUCAUCAGAACACAUAUCAACAGUAUUACGCAGCAAAACAGAUUAAAUCAAAAUCUUUCCGCUACCAUAAAGGGCUUAACACUUGGUUCCAGCGUAGUGGUACACUAAAGGAGACGCAAGGAGAUGGUGAACGCGGUUCAUUCCUUUUCUUUAAUUACGAAGAUACAUGGCGUAUGGAAGAGAAGGAAGACUUCACGUUUAACUAUAAGUACUUAGAGGAUGAGUUGCGUUGA